This is a messenger RNA of Paramecium pentaurelia, 1239 nucleotides long. Lineage: Eukaryota; Ciliophora; Oligohymenophorea; Peniculida; Parameciidae. The record is from the annotation of a GenBank genome assembly.
AUGUUGGGAAAUUUGGGUGUAUAAAUAUGCAGAACAACAACUAGUCAGUUGCCUGCAUAAGAUCUAGGCGAGACCUACAUUAUUUAACGGCCUGUAGGAUAAGGAAAAUAUGGGUGAUUUAAUUCUCUAUUAAGUAGAUAGGUCUUUAAGGCUUAAAACAAAUUGAAUAAGUAAAUUGUUGCCUUAAAAAAAAUAAAAUAAGAGAAAGAAGCCAAUGGAGUAAAAUGUGUUUAAGUAAUUAGUUUCCACGUACUGCAAUGAGAGAAAUUCAUUUACUUUCAUCAAUCAAACAUGAAAAUAUUGUGAGUUUUCAAGAAGUUGUCAUAUAAUCUAGUAAGGAAAAAGCAGUAAUUAUGGUAGAGAGCACUUAUUUAGUCCUGGAAUACAUGGAUACAGACUUACAUAAUCUUUUGUAGAGACGAAUAGGUUUUAGUUUAGAUUAAGUUCGAUAUUUGAUGUAUUAAAUACUUGAAGCUCUUUCUUAUUUGCAUUCUAGGAAUAUAUACCAUCGAGAUUUGAAGCGUAUCCACAACUAUAUUUUAAAGCUAAUAACAUAUUAUACAAUGGCAAGGGAUAAGUAAAGAUCUGCGAUUUUGGAAUGGCCAAUGAAUAUUCAAAAAAGAGACCAUAAACUAAGCGAAUAUUGGUACCCCAAUAUAGAGCUCCUGAAAUCUAUCUAGGCGGUGUAUUUUGCUUCGUAUUUAACAAGAAUAGCAAUAUGAUUGUUCGGUUGAUGUGUGGUCAGCUGGCAUCCUCUUUCUUGAGUUAAUUGUAAAACAAAGUCCCUUUAUGUUGGCAAAAUCUGAAUCUCAAUGUUUUUAAAAAAUAAUUGAUCUUUGUGGAACUCCUACAGAAGGUUUGAAUUUUAUUUUUUCUUUUAUGGUGAUUGGUCAGAUGUGAGUUCACUUCCACAUUACCAUGAAUUAAUAAAUGAACCAAAGGAAAGAACAUUACGAAAGUACUUGCACGCUUAUUCAAAUUCCAUGCCUUAACUAAUUGAUCUUAUAGAUAGAAUGCUGACUCUGAAUCCAGCAAAGAGAAUUACUGCCAAAGAAGCAUUGAAACACUAAUACUUCCAAGCAAGAAUCUUUAUAAUGUGAUUUAUUAUAUCCUUAAGGCAGGAUGCCCAUAAUAGAAUAGGAUGCAUAGACACCAAAAGAUCCUCCAAUUCAAAAGAAGGUUAAAUAGGAGCAACAUAAACCUUUAUUACAGGGUAUCAAAAUUAAUAAAUGUAUGUGA